AUGUCAGAGGAGUUAGAGAGACAUGUCGAGACGGCGAGCGACGCUGCCGCUGGCAGCGGCGUCACAAACGUGGCGCGAGUGUUAUUGACCCCUCAGCAGCUCGAGACAGCGACCGCGGAGUCUCUCCGUACCUCGUGGAAAAACCAGGACUCGUAUAUUGAGCACCUCGAGACAUUGAACAAACAGUUGGAAGGCAGCUUGGAAAAGGCGAAAGGUGUAGAAGAAAGAAUAAGGCAACAAUAUGCAGAGUCACAACAUCGAGAAAAGGUUCUUGUAAGGAGAUUAGCUGCUAAAGAACAAGAAAUACAAGACUAUGUAAGUCAAAUCACAGAACUCAAAUCAUCACACGCAAGUUUAAAUGGGCGGCCAUCGUUACUGGAUCCAGCCGUUAACAUGCUUAUAUUAAGGCUUAAGCAAGAGCUAACAUCAACUAAAGCUAAGCUAGAGGAGACUCAAAAUGAAUUAUCUGCAUGGAAAUUUACACCUGACUCAAAUACAGGAAAAAAGCUGAUGGCAAAAUGUCGUCUGUUGCAUCAAGAGAAUGAAGAUCUUGGCCGAAUGACUUCUAGUGGUCGGAUAGCUAAGUUAGAAGGUGAUUUGGCAUUGCAGAAAAGUUUUAGUGAAGAAGUUAAAAAGUCACAAUCAGAAAUGGAUGAGUUCCUACAAGAAUUAGAUGAAGAUGUGGAAGGUAUGCAGAGCACAGUGCUAUUCUUGCAACAAGAGUUGCGAGCGACACAUGCUACAGUUAAUGGAAACCGGCCAAACACACCUGCUGACAAACGAACUUACUCCGGUAGUGAGUGCAGUGACACACCAGUCGGAAAACGGCGCCGCGCCUCUGUGCUUUCUCUAGACUAUAAUGAAGAAGAAGAACCACUUACAGUGACUAAUGGUGAAGCGGACUAG
Messenger RNA from Pieris macdunnoughi, 906 nucleotides. The record is from the annotation of a GenBank genome assembly. Lineage: Eukaryota; Metazoa; Arthropoda; Insecta; Lepidoptera; Pieridae.